AUGAAAAGGCCUCUCUUUCUACGAAUUGUGGACUCUAUAUCAAAUUACGACGAUUACUUCACACAACGGCGCAAUAAUGCGGGCAAGCUUGGGUUAACGCCUAUCCAGAAGUGUACGGCUGCCAUACGCAUGCUCGCAUAUGGAGUCGCAGCCGAUGCUUGUGAUGAGUACGUCAAGAUAGGAGAAUCCACUGCUAUCGAGUGUACUCGCAAGUUUUGCGAAGGGGUAAUAGCAUUGUUUCAAGAUGAAUACUUACGACGACCAAAUGUGGAAGACUUGCAGAGGUUGCUCCAAGUUGGACAGGAACGUGGAUUCCCAGGGAUGAUUGGAAGUAUUGAUUGCAUGCACUGGCAGUGGAAAAAUUGUCCUAAGGCUUGGCAAGGGCAGUUUACUAGUGGACACAAGGGGACGGCAACAGUUAUCCUCGAGGCAGUUGCGUCAUAUGAUUUGUGGAUAUGGCAUGCUUUUUCAGGGCUUCCUGGUAGUUUGAAUGACAUAAAUGUACUAGAUAGGUCACCGGUUUUUUAUGACAUUGAGUCUGGUGAAGCUCCACGGGUAAACUUCACCGUGAAUGGGCGGGAGUACAAUCUUGCAUACUAUCUUGCCGACGGAAUCUACCCUAAGUGGCCUGUCUUCGUGCAGUCAAUUCAAAUGCCCCAAGGCAACAAACAUCAUUUUUUUGCCAAACAACAGGAAUCAUGCAGGAAGGACGUGGAACGCGCAUUCGGGGUACUCCAAGCACGCUUCGCUAUUGUCCGCCAACCAGCUAGAAUGUGGGAUCUUGAUGUCUUAGGAAAAAUAAUGAGGGCGUGCAUUAUUUUACAUAACAUGAUAGUAGAGGAUGAACGAGAUACGUAUUCGCGAAACUGGGAAAAUAUCGACUUUGAACCGUCGAACAAUGCUAGCUCUAGCGCCUCUUUCAAUGUUCAAACAGACGUGUUGCCGGAGUUUCAAGUCCAUGUUCAACACCGAUCUGAGGCAGAUAAUCAGACUAGAGCGGAACUACGAGAUAAGACCCAACAUAUUCAGCUGAAGAAGGAUCUCAUCGAGCACAUUUGGCAGAAGUUUGGGACAACCUCCGAUUAA
Asparagus officinalis (garden asparagus) is the source of this 1086-nucleotide messenger RNA. RefSeq lists its product as uncharacterized. The record is from RefSeq and is a predicted model, not a curated record. The transcript has a single exon. The coding region runs from base 1 to 1086 and encodes 361 amino acids. NCBI's taxonomy places the organism in Eukaryota, Viridiplantae, Streptophyta, Magnoliopsida, Asparagales, Asparagaceae.